Raphanus sativus (radish) is the source of this 3074-nucleotide messenger RNA. Its product is annotated as leucine-rich repeat receptor protein kinase HPCA1-like. Gene Ontology annotation, biological process: protein phosphorylation. The transcript has 19 exons. Bases 40 to 2883 code for a protein of 947 amino acids. Lineage: Eukaryota; Viridiplantae; Streptophyta; Magnoliopsida; Brassicales; Brassicaceae. The record is from RefSeq and is a predicted model, not a curated record. Gene Ontology annotation, molecular function: ATP binding; protein kinase activity; protein binding.
UUAGCUACGAGACUUCUUCUCGAAGGAUUUUGUGAUACAAUGGUUCUGAAGAUGAGUUCAAGAAUUCAAGUCUUCAUGCUCCUGAUUUUGACUUUUUGCAAAUUUUGUUCUGUUUCAGCGCUAACAAAUCCUUUAGACGCUUCUGCUUUACAAGCCUUGAAGAGUGAAUGGACCAGGUUUCCUAAGAACUGGAAAGGCUCUGAUCCUUGUGGAGCCAGUUGGAUUGGAAUUACAUGUAACAAUAACAAUAACGUUAUUUCAAUAUCAUUAGGCAAUCUUAACUUGGAAGGAACGCUUUCUGCCGAUAUUGCUUCGUUGGCUGAACUGCAGAUCUUGGAUUUGACAUCUAAUUCCAAUUUGUCUGGAUCGCUUCCAUCAAAUAUUGGUAACCUCAAAAAGUUGACUACCUUGAACCUUAUGGGAUGCGGUUUCAGCGGUCAAAUCCCUGACUCCAUAGGAUCUCUAGAACAACUUACAACGCUAUCCCUGAACUUAAAUAAAUUUAGUGGAACAAUUCCAGCUUCCAUUGGACGAUUAUCUAAACUAAAUUGGUUAGAUAUAGCUGACAAUCAGUUGGAAGGAACCAUUCCAGUUUCUAAUGGGACUUCUUCACCUGGACUGGACAUGCUUCUUGAAACUGAGCAUUUUCACUUUGGAAAUAACACGCUUUCUGGGGAUAUCCCAGAAAAGCUCUUCUCCUCAAACAUGACUUUAAUACAUGUGCUAUUCGAUGGAAACCAGUUCACAGGCAAAAUACCGAGCAGCCUCGGCCUCGUUAAAACGUUGGAAGUGUUACGCCUUGAUAGGAAUAAACUAACGGGAGAUAUUCCUUCAAGUCUUAAUAAUCUCACAGAGCUGAACGAACUGUACUUGGCUGACAACAGACUUACAGGUAGCCUUCCAAAUUUAACAAGCUUGGCCAAGCUCUACACAUUAGAUGUGAGCAAUAACCAAUUGUCAUUCUCACUCAUUCCAUCAUGGAUCUCUACAUUACCCUCCCUGUCAACAUUAAGGAUGGAAGGGAUUCAACUCCAAGGUCCAAUACCAAUCUUGCUCUUUGCCCCUACUUUAUUGCAGACUGUUGUACUAAAGCGCAAUCAGUUAGAUGGAACAUUGGAUUUUGGUACUACCACCUAUAGCAAACAGUUAGAGCUUGUGGAUUUACAAAACAAUGAAAUAACUAAAUAUUAUAAACCAGCAGCUAAUAAAGGCCUCCAAGUAGUAUUGGCAGAUAAUCCAGUGUGCCAAGAAGCAGGGAACCGACAGAGUGACUUCUGCAGAACAAUCCAACAUAGUGCUAAUAUUUCUGUUCCACCAAUAGUCUGUCCACCACCAUGUACUGGUCAAGGCAGAGAAUGGAGUCCAGCGUGCCGCUGUCUGUAUCCAAUCACAGGAAUAAUCAUCUUCAGGUCUCCUUCCUUCUCAGGGUAUAACAAUAACACCUACUUCAUAACGCUCCAGCAGGGGAUAGAAGAUUUCUUUAAGGACCCCAAGUAUGAUGUCGCCUCCGUGGUCAUCAGAAACUUUAGAGAGAGUACAACUGGUCAUCAGCUUCUAGUAGACCUCUUGUUAUUUCCAUUUAACAUGGAGAGGUUUGAUCAGACACAAAUGAAAACUGCUAUCUCUGCGUUUAGCACUCAUCUAUAUAACCCUCCUUCAAUAUUUGGGCCUUACAUUUUCAGUGCCGAUCCGUACCCUCCGUUUUCUGUAGGAGGUUCCAUUUCAGUAAACAUUGGCGUUAUCAUCGGAGUAGUAGUUGGUGUUGUGGUUCUUCUACUGUUGUUAACCAUAGCUGGGAUUUACGCUAUUAGGCAGAAGAAGAGAGCAGAGAAAGCCACUGGUCAAAAUAAUCCUUUUGCCAAAUGGAAUACGAGUAGAAGCAGUGUUGAUGCUCCGCAGCUAAUGGGAGCGAAAGCAUUUACUUUUGAAGAGUUGAGGAAAUGCACGGACAACUUCUCAGGGGCAAAUGAUGUUGGAGGUGGAGGUUAUGGCAAGGUGUACAAAGGGAUUCUUCCCUCUGGGAAACUCCUAGCAAUCAAAAGAGCGCAACAAGGAUCUUCACAAGGGGAGUUGGAAUUUAAAACUGAGAUUGAGCUUCUUUCAAGGGUCCAUCAUAAGAAUGUUGUCAAGCUUUUAGGCUUUUGUUUUGAUCGAAAUGAACAAAUGCUUGUAUACGAGUACAUUCCAAAUGGCUCUCUUACGGACAGUCUAACAGGCAAGAAUGGUAUUAGACUUGAUUGGACAAGAAGGCUCAGAAUAGCACUUGGGUCAAGCAAGGGUUUGGCUUAUCUUCAUGAGCUUGCUGAUCCACCUAUUAUACACAGAGAUAUCAAAUCAAAUAAUAUACUACUUGAUGAGAGUCUAAAUGCAAAGGUUGCCGACUUUGGCCUCUCCAAACUUGUGGGAGACCCUGAGAAAAAUCAUGUGACAACCCAAGUGAAAGGAACUAUGGGCUAUCUGGAUCCUGAGUACUACAUGACGAAUCAAUUGACUGAGAAGAGCGAUGUGUAUGGGUUUGGUGUGGUGAUGCUUGAGCUAUUAACUGGUAAAAGUCCGAUAGUGGGCGGCAAAUACGUGGUGAGAGAGGUGAAGGCAAAGAUGGAUAAAUCAAGGAACUUGUAUGACCUGCAAGAAUUGGUGGACACUACUAUCAUUGCAAACAGUGGAAAUCUAAACGGGUUUGAGAAGUAUGUGGAUCUUGCUUUGAGAUGUGUGGAGCAGGAAGGAGUGAAGAGACCAUCGAUGGGUGAGGUUGUCAAAGAGAUUGAGAACAUUAUGCAACUUGCGGGUUUAGACCCUACUAUUGAUUCAGCGGCUAAUUCGAGAACGUACGAAGAAGCAAGCAAAGGAUCUGGUGAUCCUUAUGGCAAUGAAAUCCAGUGAUUGAACUUUUUUUUUGUGAACUCAUAAAUGAUUUCUUUCUUGAUGCUUCGUGAUUGUGGUCUCGUAAGUGACUUUGUUUUGAUUAAUAUUUCUUCUCCUUUAUAAUUUCAUCACCCUCUACAGGUUCAAUUGACUCUCAAGUAUUAAGGAUUUUGUGGACCUAUAAUUCAUUUGUCUGCUUGAUUCGUCUC